AUGGGAAAGAGAAUAGGAUCAUAUGAGCUUAAAGCUAAGCUUGGCAAAGGUACCUUUGGCACUGUGUUUUUAGGGAAGCAUAUCCCGUCUAAGAACAAAAUCGCAAUUAAAAUGAUCAAUCGACAAGGUUUAAAGCCUGAGCAGCAAAAUAGGCUUGAACAAGAAAUUCUCUGUCAAAGAUCCGUUGACAGUGACUAUGUGGUUAAACUUCUGGACGUCCAAAAGACCGACAACAAUUUUUAUCUCAUUUUAGAGUUUUGCUCAGGUGGGGAUUUAGGCCAGUUUAUACAACAAAACGGUCCAGUUGAUGAAGCUGUAGCUCAAAGAUGGAUGCAGCAUUUGGCAGAAGGCUUUAAAGCUCUUAGAUCGAAAAAUAUACAUUUUUAUAUAUAUAUUUUGCCUUAUUUUACAUACAAAAUUACCAUUUUAUAUAGUAAAUUUUAAUAUAAUUUAUCCCAAUUUACUAUAAAUUAUGAUAUAAUCCAUCGAGACCUGAAACUUCAAAAUAUUCUUAUGACAGAAGCUUCAACAUCUGCAGUCUUAAAACUCGCUGACUUCGGCAUGAGUCGAUUUCUAGACGACGAUUUAGCUCAGUCUUGGCUUGGAACUCCUCUUUAUAUGGCUCCUGAAGUAUUUCGCUUAAGAGAAGGCUAUGAUUCUAAAGCUGAUAUAGGGCCUUCCUAUAGAUGGCGCGCAAUGCGCCAUCACCGGGCAUGUCGGGAGAGGGUUCCACACGAGGAAUGGUUCUACAUGUGGAACCCUCUUUUUGGCUUGUGGAAAGUAGUUUUUUCACAGGUCAAAAAGAGGGUUCCACACGUAGAACCAUUCCUCGUGUGGAACCCUCUCCCGACAUGGCUCGGUAAUGGCGCAUUGCGCGCCAUCUAUAGGAAGGCCCUAUAUAUGAAGCUUAGGCGUCGUUUUUUACGAAAUGCUCACAGGUGAAGCUCCAUUUAACGCUCGGCGUAAAGAAGAAAUCCCAAAUGCCCAGCGACAUCUUAAACCAUUUCCUGUAGCAAUUUCUCAAGUCUGCAAAGACCUUUUAGAAAGAAUGCUUGCAUAUGAUCCUAAACACAGGAUUUCUUUUGACGACUUUUUUGAGCACCCUUUUGUAGCUGGGAUAAAAGAAGAUAAUAGCUCUCUAAUGGCUUCUAAAGGGUCAAGUGACGUUUAUUUAUCAUCAGAUAUCGCUCCAAAUAUCCCAAUCCCAGAGCAGCUAGAAUCCCCUAUGUCGACUGAUGAUUUUAUACUUUUAGAUAAUGAAGAAACAGUCCCUGAUUUUGUAUUUAUUGCUAAAGAUAACCAUCCAGCUAUAAAUUUAGCAGAAGUUAUGUCCUCAGUCGAAGAACAAUUAGAGACUAUUAUGAUUAUUUUAAAAUUUGCAGAAAAAAUAAAAUCAAAUAAUGAGAUUAUUGGGAGUUUUGCUGUGUAUGUAAAAGCUGUCACUUUGAUGGAAAAUUUGUUGAAUUUUAGCCAACAAAUGAUAAAUAAAUACAAUUUAAUACCUGAGUCGUAUCCAAACUUUUUUGAACAGCAUGAUAGGGUGAAAAGACUAUUUUUGGAGAAUCAGGAUAAGACGGAAGAACUUUGUAAAAUUGUGGAUCAUAUUUUAAGCUCAGGAGACCCGAAAUAUGCAACUUUUAUUGAUUCGAUUGGGAAACAAGGGCUUGCGGAUAGCUUGCUGUAUAAUUAUACUAUAAGUUUGUGCAAGGAGGGAGCUAAGGAUGAAUUUUUGAGGGAUUAUCAGAAAAGUAAAGAAAAAUACCAGGAAGCUGUAUGGCUAUUGGAUCAUCUGUGUAAGGGAAAAGAUAGUGAUCCAUCAAGUGAGUGGGAUAUGGUUGAAGCUUUUAGGGCUGAAACGCAUAGAAGAUUGGAUACAGUCAAUGUUAAGCUGACGACUGCUUACUCUUCCGCAUUUUAAUAUUAAGAAAAACCUAUAUCAUUUUUCUAUAACAAUUUUUUUAAAUCAUUUAAUAAACGAACAAAAUUUGUACUUAAUUUUUAUGACACCUUUGGAAAAAAAUUUUAAAUUAUUAAAAAUUUAUUUUUAUAUUUUAAAACAAUUUAAUGCAGAUAAAUAAUAUGUUGGUGUUUUUAUUCAUUUUAUCAGCUUUAGCUAUAAAAUAAAUCGAAAAUACUUUUAUUAAUAAUAAAAAUUUUCAAUUUAAUUAUUUUUAUAAUUUAUAACCAAUUAACAAAACAAAAAAAGGUUUUAUUUUUUAAAAUGUGUGAGAGUUAG
Molecule: messenger RNA, 2236 nt
Organism: Blepharisma stoltei
Lineage: Eukaryota; Ciliophora; Heterotrichea; Heterotrichida; Blepharismidae
Source: the annotation of a GenBank genome assembly